UAAGCUUCGCUUUACUACGCAUGUGCAGUAUUGUAACAAGUGGCGCCCUCACUCGCUUUCACGCUGUUGUGGUAACUGACAGAACGGAAACUCGUUCAUUGCGUCCGUAGAUUUCGUCUUGUUCCUUAAAUUCAAUAACGAGUCCCUACGCUCACCAAGAUGGGUAGGGAGGACAAGGCAACCUGGAAGUCUAACUACUUCAGCAAACUCAUUCAACUUCUUGAAGAUUACCCCAAGUGUUUCGUUGUGGGCGCUGACAAUGUCGGUUCGAAGCAAAUGCAGCAGAUCCGCAUGUCCCUUCGAGGUAGCGCCGUCGUACUCAUGGGUAAAAACACCAUGAUGCGCAAGGCCAUCAAGGGACAUCUGGAGCGCAACAACUCCCUGGAGAAGUUGCUCCCGCACAUCAAGGGAAACGUCGGUUUCGUCUUCACCCGCGGCGAUCUCGUCGAGGUGCGCGACAAGCUGAUCGAGAACAAAGUCCGUGCUCCGGCUCGUCCGGGUGCGAUCGCCCCUCUGUCCGUCAUCAUCCCGGCACAGAACACCGGUCUAGGUCCGGAGAAAACCUCUUUCUUCCAGGCUCUGUCCAUCCCGACCAAGAUUUCCAAGGGUACAAUUGAAAUCAUCAACGAUGUGCACAUCUUGAAGCCUGGCGACAAGGUGGGCGCUUCCGAAGCUACCCUCUUGAACAUGUUGAACAUCUCUCCGUUCUCGUACGGUCUGCUCGUCGAGCAGGUCUACGACUCUGGCACCAUCUUCGCGCCAGAAAUCCUGGACAUCAAGCCUGAAGAUCUGAGGGCUAAGUUCAUGGCUGGUGUUGCCAACUUGGCUUCGGUUUGUUUGAGUAUUAACUACCCAACUGCCGCUUCAGCACCGCACAGCAUUGCCAACGGUUUCAAGAACUUGUUGGCUAUUGCUGCUGUUACUGAUGUUGAGUUCAAGGAAGCAGAGACCAUCAAGGAGUACAUUAAGGAUCCUAGCAAGUUCGCGGCUGCCGCUCCGGCUGCGUCCGCACCUGCUGCUUCUGCUGCUCCUGCUAAGAAGGAGGAGAAGAAGGAAGAAUCCGAGGAAGAGGAUGACGACAUGGGCUUCGGCUUGUUCGACUAAACUCUGAGCGCUGCUUUGCAGACGACCAGACUGUCACAAUGUCAACAGUAACAUGAAAGUAAACUUCAAAGUUGAAGAAA
This is a messenger RNA of Dalotia coriaria, 1184 nucleotides long. It is a transcript of the gene RpLP0, whose product is annotated as ribosomal protein LP0. The coding region runs from base 160 to 1104 and encodes 314 amino acids. Gene Ontology annotation, cellular component: cytosolic large ribosomal subunit. The record is from RefSeq and is a predicted model, not a curated record. Gene Ontology annotation, molecular function: structural constituent of ribosome; large ribosomal subunit rRNA binding. Lineage: Eukaryota; Metazoa; Arthropoda; Insecta; Coleoptera; Staphylinidae. Gene Ontology annotation, biological process: cytoplasmic translation; ribosome biogenesis; ribosomal large subunit assembly. The transcript has 3 exons.